Messenger RNA from Papaver somniferum (opium poppy), 750 nucleotides. RefSeq lists its product as uncharacterized. The transcript has a single exon. NCBI's taxonomy places the organism in Eukaryota, Viridiplantae, Streptophyta, Magnoliopsida, Ranunculales, Papaveraceae. Gene Ontology annotation, biological process: root development; shoot system development. The coding region runs from base 1 to 750 and encodes 249 amino acids. The record is from RefSeq and is a predicted model, not a curated record.
AUGUCUUCCUCAAACAAAAUUGCUUACCACACUCGCACCAUCAGUUUGCCUACCAGAUCUCACCCUCUUGCUCUUGCAGUUGAAGAACAAUUGUGCAAAUUGAGAUCUUCAGAUCUCACCUCAUCCAUCUCCAACAACUUGGUUGCUCUAAAGGACUUGUAUGACUGUGUUGAGGAUUUCCUUUCUACUGAAGAUGGAAAAUGCUUAGAUGCAGUUCUGGACACAUCUGUCAUGUUAUUGGAUGUGUGUGCAACCAUUAAGGAUGUCUUGUCUAUGAUGAAACAAUCUGCCCAGGAUCUUCAGUCAUCUAUCCGAAGGAGAUCAGAUGAAUUUGACGCAUACACGAGCUCAAGAAAGAAAGCCUGCAAAAUCAUCCGAAACUGCCUUUCAGAUCUUAAAAGGAACACCAACAAAAACAAUGAUCUCAUCACCGAAGUCGGCCUCCUAGCAGAAGUUGAAGCAACUACCCUUGCAGUUUUUGAAUCUGUAUUGUCUUACCUAUCUGGACCAAAGCAAAGCAACUGGUCACUAGUCUCAAAGUUGACCACUAAACGCGCAACACAACAAGUUGUUACUGAGGUAACCAAGGUCGAUGCCGCAUUGAAAAACAAAGUCAUUGAAGCAAAAGAAGUGCAGAAGCCAUUGGCUGCUCUUGAGAUGAACCUUCAAGAUCUUGAAGAUGGACUAGAAUCUGUCUUUCGGUGUUUGAUCAAGAACCGAGUUUCACUUCUUAACAUUCUUAACCAAUAG